GAAAAUUUGUUCCAUUGUGACAGAACUGUUUACAUUUUUGUUCUUAUUAAGCAGAGAAUGUGAACCAGACCUUCAAAAGAUGAUGUCUCCUUUGCCUGUGGUGGUCACUAACUGCCAAGAGAAAAUCCAGCAUUGGAAGAAGGUAGAUGAUGACUAUAAUGCUCUUCAGGAAAGACUUAGUACCUUGCCCGAUAAGCUCUCUUAUAAUAUAAUGGUACCAUUUGGCCCCUUUGCCUUCAUGCCAGGAAAACUUGUCCAUACCAAUGAAGUGACUGUUUUACUUGGGGACAACUGGUUUGCCAAGUGCUCUGCAAAGCAGGCUGUAGGUUUAGUUGAGCACCGGAAAGAACAUAUAAGAAAAACAAUAGAUGAUUUAAAAAAAGUGAUGAAAAAUUUUGAAUCCAGAGUUGAAUUCACAGAAGAUUUACAGAAGAUGAGUGAUGCUGCAGGUGAUAUUGUUGACAUAAGGGAAGAAAUUAAAAGUGACUUUCCACUUAAAGGAAAACAACGAAUUGCUCAUAAACCUCAUUCUAAACCAAAAACUUCAGAUAUUUUUGAAGCAGAUUUUGCUAAUAAUGUAAAAUCCAAGGAUUUUCUUGUUGAUAAGGAACUGUGGGCUCGACUUGAAGAACUAGAAAGACAAGAAGAAUUACUGGGUGAACUUGACAGUAAACCUGAUACUGUGAUUACAAACGGAGAAGAUACAACCUCUUCUGAAGAGGAGAAGGAAGAUCAAAACACAAAUGUGAAUGUGAUGCAUCAAGUUACAGACUCCCUUGCUCCCAGCAGUUGUCCUAAGAGUGCUAUAAGUUCAAAACUAUUCAGUGGUCAGGUGAAUAGUAAAUUGAACUGUUCAGUGAAUGGAUCAGAUUCUUAUCACAGUAAUGAAGAUGACGAUGAAGAAGAAGAAGAAGAUGGUGAUGAUGAUGGUGGUGGUAGUAGUGAUAAUGAAAACGACCAUGAUGCUUCAGGGAUUGGAGAUAAUUCUGUACCAACAAUAUACUUUUCUCACACUGUUGAACCUAAGAGGGUUCGAAUAAAUACUGGAAAAAAUACAACUUUAAAAUUCAGUGAAAAGAAAGAAGAGGCCAAACGUAAACGAAAGAACAGCUCUGGCAGUGGUCAUUCUGCCCAUGAGUUGCCUACAAUCAGAACUCCAGCUGACAUUUACAGAGUUUUUGUUGAUGUUGUGAAUGGAGAAUAUAUACCUCGGAAAUCAAUUCUCAAGUCUCGAAGCAGAGAGAACAGUGUUUGUAGUGAUACCAGUGAGAGCAGUGCUGCUGAAUUUGAUGAAAGGCGGGGAGUUUUGAGGAGUAUUAGCUGUGAAGAAGCCACUUGCAGUGACACCAGUGAGAGCAUUUUGGAAGAAGAACCACAGGAAAAUGAUCAAAGGAAACCUUUGCCUUCAUCGGGAGCACCUGAGGCUUUUUCUGGAACUGUAAUAGAAAAAGAAUUUUUAUCGUCCUCCUUAACACCACACCUAGCCAUUGCUCACCCUGUACUACCCACCAUUCCGGAAAGAAAAGAAAUUUUGUCAGAAGCAUCAGAGGAAACUGCAAAAAGGGUUUCAAAGUUCAAAGCUGCCAGAUUGCAGCAGAAAAGCUAGGAAAUGGGAGUUUAUGUCCUAAAGCCGACUUGUACAUUUUUAGAAUAUACACAGCAAAAUAUGUUACAUGUAGUUUGAAAUAAGGCAUCCCGAGUUAGUUUGGCAACUUUUUUUAUCCUUACCAGUGAGUUGUACUAAACAAAUUCAAAGUAAAUGUUUGAAUACUUUAAUAUUCAACUUGUUUGUUAAUUUUCUCAAUACUGUCUAAGUUGGUCUUAUGAUGCAGUGGUAGCAUUUCAAAUUAUUUUUCAAAGAAUACUGUUCAUAUGCGUUGUUUUUGUGUUUCAAACUAAAUACAAGCAGUUUUGUACCAGCUGUGAUGUUGUGCAUACCAUAUGGACCAUUUUAAAGAAACUUUUAAAAUUUCAAUCGAUUCAGCCAUUAUAUUACUUGCUUUUGCAUUUUAAAGGCACUUUAAAAAAAGUCUACUUCCCUUAUAGGUUUUGCAGCUAGGUGGCUACUUAAAAAAACCUCUCCCCUUUGGAUGAAAUACUGUAAUCUUUAAGGCAGAAAGCUACAUGUACCCUACGGGAAAGUCUCUUUGAUUGGAAGAGUAUUUUGUAAAAACAUUUUUUCAAGUAAAAAUUUUGUGAAACUUGGCCUCUAAAA
Chinchilla lanigera (long-tailed chinchilla) is the source of this 2215-nucleotide messenger RNA. It is a transcript of the gene Uri1, whose product is annotated as URI1, prefoldin-like chaperone. Gene Ontology annotation, biological process: negative regulation of transcription by RNA polymerase II; negative regulation of phosphatase activity. Bases 80 to 1606 code for a protein of 508 amino acids. The transcript is spliced from 11 exons. NCBI's taxonomy places the organism in Eukaryota, Metazoa, Chordata, Mammalia, Rodentia, Chinchillidae. Gene Ontology annotation, molecular function: chromatin binding; phosphatase inhibitor activity; transcription corepressor activity. The record is from RefSeq and is a predicted model, not a curated record.